AUGGUCGAGAUGACCAUAGUCACCACGUUGGUGGCCUUCUACACGGUCAUUAUCAUGGUCAUCGCGAGCGGCGAGAGCGCGGAACUUGCCUACUCUUGUGCGCAGUACUCUGUGGCCGUGGGGCAAUACAGCAGCUCAAAGAUGGAUACCUCCCCGAACAUCUACCCUAUCUGCGAUGAGGACAAGAACACGGCUACGGCCAGGUACGUGCAUGUGAAAUUAGGGUUGGACAAGCCCCCGGAGCCGGUCGUCUACAGGUGCAAGCCCGUCCACGAGAGCGUAAAGAACAUCAACACCAAGAUGGCGGCCGCGUAUAGCCUCAUGAGGAACAACGAUAACAUAUUAAUGAGCAAGAUUCCACUCCCGUAA
This is a messenger RNA of Fonsecaea monophora, 369 nucleotides long. RefSeq lists its product as hypothetical. The transcript is spliced from 2 exons. The coding region runs from base 1 to 369 and encodes 122 amino acids. NCBI's taxonomy places the organism in Eukaryota, Fungi, Ascomycota, Eurotiomycetes, Chaetothyriales, Herpotrichiellaceae. The record is from RefSeq and is a predicted model, not a curated record.